Molecule: messenger RNA, 2911 nt
Organism: Manacus vitellinus (golden-collared manakin)
Lineage: Eukaryota; Metazoa; Chordata; Aves; Passeriformes; Pipridae
Gene: PRKCB
Product: protein kinase C beta
Biological process (GO): protein phosphorylation
Molecular function (GO): diacylglycerol-dependent serine/threonine kinase activity; ATP binding; zinc ion binding
Source: RefSeq, a predicted model, not a curated record
AUGGCCGAGCCGCCGGCAGCGCCGGCCCCCGAGGGCGAGGAGGGCCCGGUGCGCUUCGCCCGCAAGGGCGCCCUGCGGCAGAAGAACGUGCACGAGGUGAAGAACCACAAGUUCACGGCGCGGUUCUUCAAGCAGCCCACCUUCUGCAGCCACUGCACCGACUUCAUCUGGGGCUUCGGCAAGCAGGGCUUCCAGUGUCAAGUUUGCUGCUUCGUCGUGCACAAGCGGUGCCAUGAGUUCGUCACCUUCUCCUGCCCUGGCGCUGACAAAGGCCCUGCCUCUGAUGAUCCCCGGAGCAAGCACAAAUUCAAAAUCCACACGUACUCCAGCCCCACCUUCUGCGACCACUGCGGGUCGUUGCUGUAUGGGCUCAUCCACCAGGGCAUGAAAUGUGACACCUGCAUGAUGAACGUGCACAAGCGCUGCGUGAUGAACGUGCCCAGCCUGUGCGGGACGGACCACACGGAGCGCCGGGGGCGGAUAUACAUCCGGGCAGACAUCGACAAGGACGUGCUCACCGUCGUAGUAAGAGAUGCUAAAAACCUAGUUCCUAUGGACCCUAAUGGCUUGUCAGAUCCCUACGUGAAGCUUAAGCUAAUCCCUGACCCCAAAAAUGAAAGCAAACAGAAGACCAAAACUAUCAAGUGCUCCCUGAAUCCUGAGUGGAACGAGACAUUUAAAUUCCAACUGAAAGAGGCAGACAAGGACAGGCGGUUGUCUGUGGAGAUCUGGGACUGGGAUCUGACCAGCAGGAAUGAUUUCAUGGGCUCCUUGUCCUUUGGGAUCUCUGAGCUGCAGAAGUCGGGAGUGGAUGGAUGGAGAGCCAAGAUCGGAACUGGGUCCAAGGCUGCGGAUGAGAAGACAAGGAAUGCCAUUUCCAAAUUUGACAACAACGGGAGCAGAGAUCGGAUGAAGCUUUCGGACUUCAACUUCCUGAUGGUGCUGGGAAAAGGAAGCUUUGGGAAGGUGAUGCUGGCAGAGAGGAAGGGCACAGACGAGCUCUAUGCUGUGAAGAUCCUGAAGAAGGACGUUGUUAUCCAGGAUGAUGAUGUGGAGUGCACGAUGGUGGAAAAACGUGUCCUGGCUCUCUCCGGGAAGCCUCCAUUCCUGACCCAGCUCCACUCCUGCUUCCAGACCAUGGAUCGCUUGUAUUUUGUGAUGGAAUAUGUGAAUGGUGGGGACUUGAUGUACCAGAUCCAGCAGGUCGGGAGGUUCAAGGAGCCCCACGCAGUGUUCUACGCAGCAGAAAUAGCCAUUGGCCUCUUCUUCCUGCAGAGCAAAGGCAUCAUUUAUCGAGACCUGAAGCUGGACAACGUGAUGCUGGAUAGCGAGGGGCACAUAAAGAUCGCAGACUUCGGCAUGUGCAAGGAGAACAUCUGGGAUGGGGUGACCACCAAGACCUUCUGUGGCACUCCGGACUACAUCGCGCCCGAGAUAAUUGCUUACCAGCCCUAUGGGAAGUCUGUGGAUUGGUGGGCGUUUGGAGUCCUGCUCUAUGAGAUGUUGGCUGGCCAGGCCCCCUUUGAGGGAGAAGAUGAAGACGAGCUCUUCCAGUCCAUCAUGGAGCACAACGUCGCCUACCCCAAGUCCAUGUCCAAGGAGGCAGUGGCCAUCUGCAAAGGGCUGAUGACCAAGCACCCCGCCAAGCGCCUGGGCUGCGGCCCGGAGGGGGAGCGGGACAUCAAGGAGCACGCCUUCUUCCGCUACAUCGACUGGGACAAGCUGGAGCGCAAGGAGAUCCAGCCCCCCUUCAAGCCAAAGGCUAAAGACAAGCGCGACACUUCCAACUUCGACAAAGAGUUCACCCGGCAGCCGGUGGAGCUCACGCCCACGGAUAAACUCUUCAUCAUGAACUUGGACCAGAACGAGUUUGCUGGAUUCUCCUACACCAACCCCGAGUUUGUCAUUAACGUGUAGUCGCAGUGCCAGCCCUCUCCUCGCUGCCCCAACUCCAGGUCGCCUUGUACAUACCGACACUAGUCUUCCGGGAUUAGCAGUGCAGACACACAUUCCCUCCCGCCAAACACGCCGACCGCUUCUCCUAGGAGGCCUCUCCAUGUCCGUGCCACUCGCUAGCUUGGUUUCCCUAGCCGGAGGUGUCCGGGGUGCCAGUUACCGAUCAGUGAUACUUCUAGGAACUGUAGUUGGUGGUGACUAAUAGAGUUUUCAAACAGAAAUAUACCAAAUUGCUACAGUCUCUGUAAUUUUUGCAGUGGAAUGCUGAGAUCCCAGUGACCCAGCUACUCCCAAAGCGUUGCUGUGGAAUGCUAAGCAUGGUUGAUCGCUUAAAGCGUUGUGCUGAAGCUUGCAAUGAGUGUGAGCUUGUCUUAGAGGAGCCUUUUGUUCAAGACAUGGGUACAUUUGAUCAGUGUGGAAAAAUCUGCUUAUAGACCUAUAUUUUUCAAUGCAUUGUCUAUAGGGUCAGCCCGGCUCUCUGGAGUGUCCUCCCCCACCAUCCGCCUUCCCCGUGCUCGGGCAUUACAACUCCAAACCAAUCCCAUGCCAGUUCUUGUAAAUCAGAGCAAAUCUUUUUCUAAGUGAAAGGUGGGGGUUUUUUUGUAACAUCUGGAACAGUUUGCAGUUUUGAUACGCUCUGUCAGCACUCGCAUAAAUCUUUCGCAGACACUGUCGAGAUGUAACAGCUCUGUAAAGGAUAUUAAUAUUCUACCAAAACAGAACACAUUUAUAUUCUCGGUUUACAAUUUACCAACUGAAAACACGCCCAAGACCAAAGGGCUGCACUGAGGGCUAUUUAUAACGGAAACUUUUCUACUUUACACCCUCUGCUAUUCUCUUCCAGGCUCCAAACCCAUGGAUUUCACAGGCAUCUUGAUUUCCCUGAUUUCCACCAAAAUUCCUGGGGGUUUUAGUCAGUAAUCCAGGACCUUCUGCAUAAUUUAAAAAAAAAAAA